Messenger RNA from Amphibalanus amphitrite, 5847 nucleotides. RefSeq names its product ATP-dependent RNA helicase TDRD9-like (gene spn-E). Gene Ontology annotation, molecular function: ATP binding; RNA binding. The record is from RefSeq and is a predicted model, not a curated record. The transcript is spliced from 13 exons. The coding region runs from base 272 to 4771 and encodes 1499 amino acids. Gene Ontology annotation, cellular component: intracellular anatomical structure. NCBI's taxonomy places the organism in Eukaryota, Metazoa, Arthropoda, Thecostraca, Balanomorpha, Balanidae.
AUAAUGUUCGAUAAAUUCUCAAAAGCUGCUUUUGAAGAAAAUAUUGAGCAAUCAAUUGCUGGCAGAAAACCCCAUCCCUCCCAGCAACCUAUCCCCCACUCUUCAAACCAUUCCUGUCAUCCAACUCUCGUCGUAACCUUACCAUUCACAAACUUCCUCCUUCCCUCCUUUCACAAACAUCAAUUUACCGAUGUUGAUGUAUUUUGCUAGAACAGAAUAGACGCACAUUAGAGCAUUUCACAUCUGGCUACAAGUGCCACAAGUCAUCACCAUGAUGCGGAAGGGGGCCGGUCUGACGGCCGACGACUACCUCUCCAUCUUCAGGACGGGCGUGAUGCCUACGGAGAACGUGCCCACGCCCGUGCCGAGCGCCACCGACGAGAUGGGCUUCGUCGAGCGGCAGCCCGAUCCGGAGGUGCCCACGUACCGGCUGCCGCACGGCCAGGCCUACGCCGAGUACUACCGUCAGCAGGAGGAGCGCGCGCUGCUGGAGCGUGGCGCCGCCGACGCGGCAGACGCCGCCACCGCCGGUGACGACGUCGGUUCGACGGUGACGGGGCUGACGGCCGGCAUGAGCCAGCUGGAGGUGGACACGUACGCCGAGACGCUGUCACAGCUGGCGCCGGCCGCCGAGCAGCGGGACACUCAGGUGUACGGCAACUACGACUUCAGUCGAGUGGACCCGGCGGCGGCGCGGCUGCCCAUCCAGGCGCGCCGGGAGGAGAUCGUCAACAAGGUGAACGCCUACCAGGUGGUGGUGCUGGAGGGCCGCACCGGCUGCGGCAAGACCACACAGGUGCCGCAGUACCUGUUGGACGAGAGCUGCCGGCUCAAAAAGUACGCCAAUAUCAUUGUCACACAGCCGCGCCGAAUCGCCGCUGUCAGCGUGGCGAAACGGGUGGCGAAGGAGCGCAACUGGCCGCUCGGCACACUGGUCGGCUACGAAAUCGGUCUAGACAGGAAGACGGGACCGGACACUCGAAUCACCUACUGUACCACCGGUGUACUCCUGCAGAAGAUCGUGCACGAAGGCAACAUCAACCGCUACACGCACGUCGUGCUGGACGAGGUGCACGAGCGAGACACGGACACAGACUUUGCGCUGCUGCUGGUGCGGCGAUUGCUGCGCACUACCUCGCGCCACGUCAAGGUGAUUCUCAUGUCAGCCACCUUCAACACGCACAUGUUCGCGCAGUACUUCGCGGUGCCGGUGCUCAACCGGCUGGACCCGGCGCCCAUCAUCUGCGUCGGUAAGGAAGAGAUGUAUGAUGUAACGGUUCACUACCUGGAGGAGCUGAUGCCGCUGCUUCGUGACGGCGGCGGUGACGCUGUGCCGCGCUCUGAGGGACGCUCCGAAUGGGACAGCAACUCCUCGGCGCUGCCGGCCGUCAAUCCACAGCUCUAUCAACUAGUCCUUCGUCUCAUCAAGGUGAUGAACUCGUUUGACGUGAGUGACUUCGGCCCGAGUCCGCGCAACCCGCGUUUCGGCGCGCAGCGCGGCUCGGUACUGGUCUUCCUGCCGGGGAUGCACGAGAUCCGCGAGCUGGCUGCCGAACUGGAGGAGGAGCGACACCAGGAGCGCUGGCAGAUCAUGCCGCUCCACUCGGACAUUACUGGCGACGAGCAGGCGGCCGUGUUCCAGCCGCUGCAGGCCGAGCAGCGCAAGAUCAUCCUGUCGACCAACAUCGCCGAGAGCUCCAUCACCGUGACCGACGUCAAAUACGUCAUCGACUUCUGCAUGACCAAACAGCUGGAGCUGGACCAGGAGACCACGUUCCCGAUGCUGAAGCUAUCCUGGGCCAGCAAGGCCAACUGCCUGCAACGGCAGGGACGUGCCGGUCGUGUGAGCUCCGGUCGUGUGUACCGGCUGGUCACGAAACGGUUCUACGACCAGCUGCGUGACUACGGCGUGCCGGAGAUGCUCCGCAGUCCCCUGGAGCACGUCGUGCUCAAGGCUAAGAAGUUCUGCGCCGAGUUCGAGCCGAAGGCGGUGCUGGCGCUCGCUCUGGAGCCGCCCCAGCUGGAGAAGAUCUACACGGCCGUGCUCCACCUCAAAGAGGUGGGAGCCCUCAUCGACAUCCGCGGCGCCGAGCGGUUCAACGCGUUCGACGGCGAGCUGACUGUGCUGGGACACAUCAUGUCGACGCUGCCGGUGGAUGUGAACGUCGGCCGGCUGCUGGCGCUCGGUCACGCCUACGGCUGUCUGCGAGAGUGCCUGGUGAUCGCCGCCGGCCUCACCGCCAAGAGCUUCUUCGCGCGGCCGUUCCGCGACGAGCUGCGCGCCUACCAGAUGAAGGUCUCCUGGGCGGGAAAGACGCUGAGUGACUGUCUGGCCAUCCUGGCGGCGCAUAAGGUCUGGGAGGACUGUAAGCGGCAGGGUCACUUCCAGCGCAGUGGCGGCCGCGGCGAGCGGGAGUGGGCCGAGAAGCAGUUUAUCCAGCUGCGUUGUCUGCAGGACAUGGAGACGCUGCGCCAGGAGAUUGAGCGCCGUCUGGAGUCGUGCAACAUGCGCCCGCUGCCGGCGCGCAACCAACUGGAGAGCGAACAGGAGCGCCGCCAGCAGGCGCUCGUGCUACAGGUUUGCGUGGCGGGCGCGUUCUACCCCAACUACCUACUCCGGCUGUACCGUGAGGAGCGGGAGCAGGACGCGAACCGCGAGCUGGGAGGACGGAACCCCCAGACCACCGUGGCGCUGACGGGCCUGCCGCGCGAGUGCGGCCUGCUGUACUAUGGCCAGCUGGUGCGCCAAUUCCGGUUCAACCCGACAGAUCCAGAUCCCAUCAUCACCUGCGAGAACUCAAAGGCGUACGUGGAGUUCCCGGUGCGCCGUCGGCCCGAUGACCAGGAGCACGCGUGGGAGGGUGAGAUCCCGCCGGCCGUCUACCUCGCCGUCCGCAAGGGACAGAUCAAGACCAGUCGCGUCUCCAUUAUGCGCUACUCGCCGGAGGAGGAGAAGCAGCGCAUGGAGCAGUACAUGGCGAUGUGUGAACGCCGCCGCGGCUCGGCCCCCCGCGGCCCCCGGCCGCUGACAAUGAACGCCCCCACCACGGAGGGGUCGACUCGUAGCGACAAGUGCCGACUGCCCGGCGUGCACCUGUCCGCGCUACCCGUCCGAGUCACACACGUGGAGGACCCGAGCCACUUUUACGUGCAGUACGCCGACCCCCAGUCGAUCGACUCGUGCUCCUCUGUGGACGGCCGGAUCAGCCGGCUGGCGGGUCUGUGCCGACCGCUGUCGGGCCGGCCGCAGAUGGGACGACUCUAUCUGGCGCCGUACACGGAGCACGGUGUGACAGCCUACUUCCGAGCGCGUGUGGACACAGUGCAGCAGCGUGACUGUCAGGUGUACUUUGUCGACUACGGCAACACCUGCGUGGUGGCCAUCUCGGAGCUGCGCGACUUCUGCCCGGAGCUGAUCGAGUCGGGCAUUCUGGAGGUGGAGGCUCUGGCCGUCGAGUGCACCCUAUCGGAGGUGAAGCCCACCCAGGCCAUGCUGGGACGAUGGGACGCCCGAGCCGUCGAGACCUUCAAACACAUGGCCCUGGAGCAGAUGGUGAUGGGCAUCGUCUACUCGGUGGUGCACGGCGUCAUCCACAUUGACCUGGUGCGUCAGGUGCGGCUCGGCCACAAUGUGGUCGAGCGCAGCAUCAACAAGGAACUGGUGGAGCUGGGGUUGGCCGAGGACGCUGUGGAGGGCCACUACUCGCGACAGAACCACGAGCAGAGGCUGUCCUCGUUCCGCGUGGAUGGCCGUCUGGAGGAGUGGCAGGAGCGGCCGGUGGCCGCCGACCCCGAGCUGACCGGCUGGCUCAAACAGCAGCAGGCCGGCUACGACCGGCAGGUGCUGCGCGGGCCAGACUCGCCGCUCACAAUGACGCUCACCGGACUGCCCAAGGCGCUGCAGACCCGGCCGGCGUUCGUCGACACCGACUCGUGCAACUCGGUGCUGCUCGACACGGAGCCGCAGAACCCGUUCGAUCGGCUCAUGGUGGCCGCGCAGAUGGUCCCGACGAGUGACGGAGCGCGGGUGCGCGCCCAGAACACGGCCAUGAUGCCCAACAUCCCGGGUCUGCCAACGCUGCUGGUGCUGCUGUUCGCUCCGGUGGUCGAGCUGCGAACCAACGAGGAGCGCACGGCGCUGGCCGGGGCUGUGUGCGGGCUGGGCGGGCACCCGGAGUCCGCACAGGCCGUAUACCCCGACCACGAUAUCGAAAUGUCGUUCGAUGUGGCCAUUACCACCAGAGAUCUGCUGGAUGUGAACGUGCUGCGCACCUCCUUCUGGAUCGUGUACGGCUGCGUGGACGACGAGGCCGCUGAGCCGCAGAGACUGCGCGAGUCAGAUCGCUCGGCCGCCGAGAAACAGCUCAGUCGCCGCCGCCGGCUGCUAGCGCUGCUCGAGAGGCGCCGGGAGUCGCGCGUGGAGCGUCGCCGGCCGUACCGCGCUGCCUACCGCUGGAACCGGCUGCCCGCCGGAGAGAGGCUGCAGGUUCGCCUGGGCGACGAGCCGGUGGACCCGCGUCUGCAGCCGUUCCUGGUCAGCCCUGUCCGCUCUGUGAACCGGGCCGAGCGGCUGCACAUGCGCAGCCGCGUCCUGGAGCUGUUCAGCAAGGCGCGAGACAGUCAGGAGGCCGAGCCCCACUACUGUCCACUGUGCGACGUCACGGUACCCACCCCGCUGGCGUUGUUCCGCCACAUCAACCGCGAGGACCACCGGGAGCGAGCGGCCGACCUCUACCGCGACUGUGAGGACGGCGACGACGACGACGAGUAGAGAGCUGAUAGAAAGACAAGAGGAGGAAGAGGAGUAGAGAACAGAGAGGGUGGAUAGCGAAGGAAGAAAGAGAAGAGAUCAGUGCCUUAAUCUUGAGGUAAAACCAUUGCUGGUACCAGCGGCUUGGUUGGUACCUUAUUCUGUGAGAAAUGGUGCAGUGCUGCCGCUAGACCAGUGGAUUCCGUGAGCUUACGAGUUGAGUUGGUCAGUUUGUCUAAGCCAAGAGUCUGUGGGUCGCUGACGUGCACAGGGUCAGUAACCAGACGUUCCUACGAUAUCACCAUAGAGGUUUAUUUUAGUUUUACAUUAAGGAGAGCUGCUGGGUUGGCCAUACGUUUACGCCAGUGCAUCGAUGUUAUGGAGGUCGGUGUGUACUCUUUUGAUGGUCAGCGUUUGGUGUGUUCCUUGCACAUGCCCAAAACUGUACCUGACAUGUGACAGAUUUGUAUCAAGAUUGUGAUACUUGUCUUUCCAUUCUAAUACAAAAGUGACUGGUGACUCGACAUGACAAAAGUGAAAUGUGACCGAGCUAAAUUAGAGCUCGGCAAAGAGCCCCAGUGCUUCGAAAUGUGUUCUGGGCCUCAAUGUGCGCAAUGUUCACCACUGUACGAGCGUUUGACCGCUGAACCAUCCGAUGAUAAUUCAUCUUCAAGUGUUGUAUUCAUUUAGUUGAACCUUAUGUAAAAAUGUUUUGAGUUCAUGUUUUGGUUAGUAUAGUAGUUUUCUCUGAUUUUCGAGUUGUAUUCGCUGGUCCUCGUGUGACUUAAGUUUGUGCUUCUACAGUCUCAAUCGAGUUACUUUUGGUGUAUUUUCUAGUUUCUCAUCGUGAUCACACCAGCAGACUGGGGCUCGGCUGCAGGCGGAAUAGCGGCAAACAUCAUCCAUCAUGAUUACGGUUGACAUGUACAUUUUGAUAGUUGAUGAUUGAUCCGGCAAGCUAGAAGCGGUCUUCGCAGACUGAUGGUGCAAUGUUCAGCUCAGAGAACAUGAUCGUGUGAAACCUAGAUGACCAAUGCGCUCGACGUGUUGGUGAAAAUACAGGGCACGUAUAUGUGAACGUUACCAAAAACUCAAAA